AGAGCCUACUGUUCUCUCUUGCCUGAGGUACCUGUUUUGGGGGCAUGGAGCUGCCAAAAAAGCCUGAUGUCCUUGACCUGGGCCUGGGCACAUGGAGUCCCAGCUCCUCAAAGCAGAACCAUGAGGCUUGGGCACACUGCAAGGUGCUGGCAAGCGGCUGCCUGAGGUACAAGGCGGUGGUGGUGGGUGCAAGUGGCGUGGGCAAGAGUGCAUUGACCAUCCAGAUGACCCACCAGUGCUUUGUGGAGGAUCACGACCCCACCAUCCAAGAUUCCUACUGGAAGGAGGUGGCCCUGGACCGUGGGGGCUAUAUUCUGAAUGUGCUAGACACUGCAGGGCAGGAAACUCACAGGGCCCUGCGUGACCAGUGCUUGGCUGUUGGUGAUGGUGUGCUAGGUGUCUUCGCUCUCGAUGAUCCUUCAUCUCUGACCCAGCUGCAGCAGAUGUGGGCCACUCGGGGCCCUCGCCACACCCAGCCCCUGGUCCUGGUGGGCAACAAGUGUGACCUUGUGACCACCACUGGAGAUGCUCAUGCUGCUGCUGUCGCCCUGGCAAAGCUGGGGGGCCCCAUUGUGGAGACCUCAGCCAAGACACGGCAAGGUGUGGAGGAAGCCUUUUCCCUGCUCAUCCAAGAGAUCCAGAGAGUCCAGGAGGCCAUGGCAGUGUCAAGUGGGAGAGGGUCCCGGCACCAGAAGGCCAUGUGCAGCUGUGGCUGCUCUGUGGCCUGAAAAUAUUGGUCUACAAAGAUGGCUCCUCCCAUAGGCCAGCGUGAUGAUUCCCUUGAUAUGAGACACCCCUAGCAACUAGUAUCAUGGACACUGUUGGUGUA
This is a messenger RNA of Sciurus carolinensis (gray squirrel), 829 nucleotides long. RefSeq names its product ES cell expressed Ras (gene Eras). Gene Ontology annotation, molecular function: GTPase activity; GDP binding; GTP binding. Lineage: Eukaryota; Metazoa; Chordata; Mammalia; Rodentia; Sciuridae. Gene Ontology annotation, cellular component: plasma membrane. Gene Ontology annotation, biological process: Ras protein signal transduction. The record is from RefSeq and is a predicted model, not a curated record.